Brienomyrus brachyistius is the source of this 6213-nucleotide messenger RNA. RefSeq names its product dual-specificity tyrosine-(Y)-phosphorylation regulated kinase 1A, a (gene dyrk1aa). Gene Ontology annotation, molecular function: transcription coactivator activity; protein serine/threonine/tyrosine kinase activity; protein serine/threonine kinase activity. NCBI's taxonomy places the organism in Eukaryota, Metazoa, Chordata, Actinopteri, Osteoglossiformes, Mormyridae. Gene Ontology annotation, cellular component: nucleus. Gene Ontology annotation, biological process: peptidyl-threonine phosphorylation; peptidyl-serine phosphorylation; protein autophosphorylation. The record is from RefSeq and is a predicted model, not a curated record. The transcript has 14 exons. Bases 889 to 3144 code for a protein of 751 amino acids.
AACACUUUCAGUCAGCCACCAUUUUGUAAGUCGCUUUUUCUUUUUUCAAAUAAUUUACCUUCCCGCCGGAAUAAUAAAUUCACUUUUUAAUAGUAAUGGCAGCGGCGUUGAAACCGACGCGCUGACCGGGUCGGUUUCGGAGGAUUUGGAGGUUUAUGGCGUAACGCGCUGUGUAUGUGACUGGAUUUAGGCGGCGCCAAGCGAAGUGACUGUCCGUGUCUCUGUGGUCUGCCGGGCCGGUUCGCUGCGCAGGUUUGGAACGCGCGCCAUUUUGUGAAAUUUACAAAAAUCCCGUCCAAGAAAACAAGGUUUCUUAUCGAGCGGCCUGCGAUACAGAAGUACAUGCUUCUGGGAAACUUGGAUAAAUAAGCCACGGCGGCAGUCGGCGACGGUUUGGCGCUUUUUUCGGCGCGGUUAAAUCCGAGCGCGUGCUUUUUUUUGCAGACUCGGAUCGCCUAUAAGUUUGUGUUUCGGCUUUGCUAGUUGACGGAGAGGCGCUGUUGAUUUGGAAACUGAAUUGACACCGAGUCGGAGAAGUGAAUAUCUGCUGCUUUGGCGGAUCUGGGGGGGACUCCUUGGAGGACGAGGCACGGUGGAUUCUUUACUUGGCCCCCUGCGCUCCUGGGACUUUAAAUGAAGAUUGCUUCACAGAUAGAAAGAGGGACGCGUACUGACAAAGGGUGAUGUAGUAGUGGCAGUAUGUUACAAGAAACAGAUCCACACCAAUGAUUGUGCUCGAAAUAGAAGAACUAGAGCAUCCAACAGUGAGAAUCUCUGUUGUAAAAGAAGGGGUAUUUUCACCCGGAAACCACUUGCAAGUUGGCUUAGUGGGUUGUGGUUUGCUGCUGGACUCUCCUCCCAGGAUGAUAUGAAAUUUAACAGGCAACGAUGCAUACAGGAGGAGAGACUUCAGCAUGCAAACCCUCAUCUGUUCGGCUUGCUCCUUCGUUUUCUUUCCAUGCUGCUGGGAUUCAGAUGGCUGCUCAGAUGCCCCACUCGCACCAGCAGUACAGCGACCGUCACCAGCAGAGUACGGACCCGUCUGUCACUGUGCUGCCGUACAGUGAGCAGGCCCAGCAGCCCGUCGUCAGCCAGAGGCGCAUGCCCCAGUGCUUUCGUGACUCCGCCUCGGCUCCCCUGAGAAAGCUCUCUAUUGACCUGAUCAAAACCUACAAACACAUCAAUGAGGUAUACUAUGCAAAAAAGAAGCGUCGUCAUCAACAAGGCCAGGGUGAUGACUCCAGUCACAAGAAGGAGAGGAAGGUUUACAACGAUGGCUAUGAUGACGACAACUACGACUACAUUGUGAAGAAUGGCGAGAAGUGGAUGGAUCGCUAUGAGAUCGAUUCUUUAAUAGGCAAAGGGUCAUUCGGGCAGGUUGUAAAAGCGUAUGACCGCGUGGAGCAGGAGUGGGUGGCAAUUAAGAUCAUCAAGAACAAGAAGGCUUUUCUAAAUCAAGCCCAGAUUGAAGUGCGGCUCCUGGAGCUCAUGAACAAACAUGACACGGAGAUGAAGUAUUACAUAGUUCACCUGAAACGUCACUUCAUGUUCCGGAACCAUCUCUGCCUAGUGUUCGAAAUGCUGUCAUACAACCUGUAUGACCUGCUGCGGAACACCAACUUCCGGGGCGUCUCGCUGAACCUGACGCGCAAGUUCGCCCAGCAGAUGUGCACGGCGCUGCUCUUCCUCGCCACGCCCGAGCUCAGCAUCAUCCACUGUGACCUAAAGCCCGAGAACAUCCUCUUGUGUAACCCCAAGAGAAGCGCCAUCAAAAUAGUGGACUUUGGGAGUUCGUGCCAACUGGGGCAAAGGAUAUACCAGUACAUCCAGAGUCGAUUCUACCGCUCCCCCGAAGUGCUGCUGGGAAUGCCUUAUGACCUGGCCAUUGACAUGUGGUCCCUGGGCUGUAUUUUGGUUGAAAUGCACACUGGAGAGCCUCUCUUCAGUGGGGCAAAUGAGGUAGAUCAGAUGAACAAAAUAGUUGAAGUGCUUGGUAUCCCUCCCAACCACAUACUGGACCAGGCUCCCAAAGCAAGGAAGUUCUUUGAGAAGAUGUCUGACAGCACAUGGAGUGUAAAGAAGACCAAAGAUGGCAAAAGGUAUAAGCCCCCGGGAUCCCGCAAGCUCCACAGCAUCCUCGGGGUUGAAGCCGGCGGCCCCGGAGGACGCCGGGCUGGGGAAUCCGGACACGCUGUAGCCGACUACUUGAAGUUCAAGGACCUCAUCUUACGAAUGCUGGACUAUGACCCCAAGAGCCGCAUCCAGCCCUACUAUGCCCUGCAGCACAGCUUCUUCAAGAAGACGGCGGACGAGGGGACGAACACGAGCAGUAGCGUGUCUACAAGCCCCGCGCUCGAGCAGUCACAGUCAUCCGGAACCACGUCCAGCACGUCCUCGAGUUCAGGAGGCUCGUCUGGGACAAGCACCAGUGGCAGAGCAAGGUCCGACCCGACCCAUCAGCACCGGCACAGUGGAGGACACUUCACUGCAGCUGUGCAGGCCAUGGACUGCGACAACCUCUGCCCGCAGGUCAGGCCGCCGUACCCUCCAGCCCUGGGCUGGGCGGUCAGUGAUGGAACCCAGCAAGUGGCAGUGGAGACCCACCCGGUACAGGAGACCACCUUCCACGUGCCUGCCCAACAGCCUAAAGCGCUGCACCCCAACAGCUCUCACCACCAUCACCACCACCACCACCACCAUCACCACCACGGACAGGGCCUGUCCACGCGCCCCCGCCCUCGCCUCUACAACUCCCCCACUAACAGCUCCUCUACACAGGAUUCCAUGGAGGUCGUCGUUCACAGCCACCUGUCCAUGACCUCCCUGUCUUCCUCUGCAUCCUCUUCCUCCACAUCUUCCUCCUCCACUGGGAACCAGGGCAACCAGGCAUACCAGAACCGCCCGGUUGCCUCCAAUGUCUUGGACUUUGGCCAAAAUGGCAGCAUGAACAUGGGAUUGGGUGCCUUCUCGAAUCCCCGCCAAGAGACUGGCAUAGCAGGACAUCCCACGUACCCUAUCGCCACGAACACGGGGCCUGGUCACUAUAUAACGGAGGGUCACCUGGGAAUGAGACAAGGCAUCGACAGGGAGGAGUCCCCCAUGGCAGGAGUCUGUGUUCAGCAGAGUUCUGUGGCUAGUUCGUGACUAAACUGAGAAUGGUUUUUUUUCUGUGUGUAUUUUUUAAGGUGGUGUUUUUCAAAAAAAAAGUGCAUAGAGAUCAAAAGCUGCUUAAAUCAGAAGGGAGAUUAUCACUGAACCGCUACCACAGUGCAGAGCCCAUAUCUUAAGUUAUCUUCUCCGCGUCCCGCCCCUCGUCUUGUUUAAUUUUGGUUUUAUCAGUCAUACGCAAGUCACUAGAACUGCUAAAUAGGUAUUGCAAAAACAUACGGAAAUUUAUUUAUGUGUUGACAUUCUGAAUUUCUCAUCUGCUGUUUUAGUUCUGAGUUUCCAUGAUGAUUGGCUUCAUGUGUUCAUCAUGCGUGACAUUUUUUCGUGGAAGAUAUCUGUGGGUUGUAAGAAUAGUCACACACAUUGUUGCUGGUGGAUAUUGGUUUAUAAAAAGAAAAAUAUAUAUUACACCCCUGCAGUUUAAUCCCAAGCAUUCAAACAUUUUUUCCCUCUUAGCAGAAUCAUUUUGUAAAUUUUUUUAUUUUUUUUUCGUUCUCCUUUUUCUCUUAAGUUUUUAUGUUGUGUGCAAUUCUACAAAGGAGCUGUGUGCUUAGAGCCUGUAGCGUAUGGCAAGGAGGAAGCCCUUGCGGUGUGAUUCCAUCUGUCAGCUUUGUGUUACUCUCUGCGAGGGGGCACAGUGCAGCCGAGGCGAGGCGGCGGGUGUCAGGCGGCGCAUGGGCACCGGAGCCGCGCCCGCAGCCCUGAGGGACCCGGGGAGGCAGGCCAGCUGGGACCCUGUGGGGCUAAGCUGCGGAGAUGCACUGGGGAGUGAGUGUGGCCCCGCCUUGGCGAGCCGGGCAGCGGCGGCGGUCUCUUGAGAUUACCCUUUGGCCUUAUGAGUUUUGGACUCUGAAUGGAAAAAAAGAGAAGCUGGACGUUAUCAUUUAAAUGAGAAAAAAAUAGCUUUCCUGUAUUUUUGAACUCUAGACAGCCCUUAAUUCUUAACAAAAAAAGAAAAAAAAUAUGAAAAAAAGGUAUUUGAGAAUGGUGAUUUAUGAGGCCUUUCAGCUAAAAAUUUAUAACUUCAGAGACCCUAUGGUUGCAGGGUCUUGUAAGUUCACACGCGUGUCCUAAAUGUGACUUCCUAAAAAUCCUGAAGGUCACAGAAGUAGUGUUGUGAGAUGGAUGGAAUUUGCUACGACUGUGUCCCUUCCUGCUUUUACUUGCUCCCCCCCCGCCACCCCCCCUUUUUGUGUUUUAUUUCUUCAGCAUGUGGUUUCUCCAACAGCUUCUGCACAAAUGUCUUCUGUUCAUCUUGAAAAUGAAAACAUCCAGAAUUUUAUGUGACUGCUUUUUUGCCUCACAAUUAUGCUGUGAAUUUUACAAGAAUUUAUUUUCCCUUUUGAUAAUUUAUUGUACCAAAGCUGUUUUUUUAUAGCACAUAGAUGUCUGUAACCAAUAAUGUAGCAGUUCUGCACUUUGACACAAGGUGUAUCAAAACCUUUUUUAAAUGUCAGUAAAAAAAUGGCUGUAUCUAUUGCUUUAGCAAAACUGGAACUGUUGUUAAACUCAGUACAUUUACUGUUAGAUGUAUCCUGGACAGAAUUGGUUGUAUCCUCCUUCCCCUCCUCCCUUCCUCCUCCCAGCACCCCCUUCCCACCCCACAAAAAAAAGACGACCUUUCAUUGAUAGAAAUUUUGUUGAUCUUGUCAGGCCUUGAGGGACAGUACAUGCAGAUUCUGGUUGCUACUCUGCAGGUUCCGGAGUACUGGAUUGAUGUGUGGUGUUUCAAAUUUGGGGUCAAGAUGCAUUUGAGCAACAGAGCAUUAGUUAUAAAGAAUUGCGGCAUUAAGAGGUUACUCAAAGUGUGCGUUUCGAAAUGGUACCCCUCUCUGAAACUUUGAAUCAAAUCUAACAGUCCAAGGCACUGUACACUAUCCAACGAGAUCGAUGCUAGAUUAGAUUCGUGUCCUAAAACCAGGUGUUUGAAAUCCACACCAUUGACUGAAGCCUUGAACAUGGUAAACAAUUAGCUGAUGUGGUGACAGUCGCAUGUCUGCUGGAGCUCUGAGCUCUAGUAUGUAAGAUUAGUUUACUGGGGCAAAAGUGUUUCCAACAGGAUCUGUCUGCGAGUCUAAUGGAACAACAUCAGUGAGGGACGGUGUCCACAAAAUGCAGGCUUCAGGUGUUUACUUUUCACCUCCCCCCUCCCCGUUUUAAUAGUUGAAAUAGAAUUUAUGUACAUAUUUAUAUUUUUUUAAAUAAAGGAAGUUUAGAACUCACUGCUUUUCCUAACGGUAUUUUGAUUACAUUUAAGUCAAUGUGGGAGUCUUCUGUGAUUUUAGUAAAUGGCUAACAGUGCUUCCAGGCCAAAGUAGUUGACAAACGCCAGUACAAAAGUGUAGGGUUUUACAUUCAACAGGUAACCGUAGGUCUUCAUACCUUAAGUAUUUUAGACAGGGUAUAACGUGUGGCUGUUUGUCUACGAACCUGGAUGACAAGUGUGUUUGUUUUUAUAUAUAUAUAUAUAUAUAUAUAUAUAUAUAUAUAUAUAUGAUUACACACACACAUCAUUUUUAUAUUGUAUCUCAAUAUGAUAUAAAAAUGACAUCAUGGGAAACUUUUUUUAUUGUUGCGUUUUAAUUGGCACGAGCUUCAGCGGUGGGUCCAUUUGAAGUCCUGCUCUUAGGUGUGAGUGCGCACAUCUGUCUCGCCAGUAUAACCUAUGCGUGGUCCACUUUGAAACAUCCAUACUCCUGAAACUUUUUCAACAAUUCGGUGUAGUUACAAGGUCCGCUGCUCCUCUCAUUUCAUUCUUAGGAAAGUGACUUUUUUUUGUCCCUCUAUACCAGACCCUUUCCCUCCCUUCCCCCAUAACCCCUCCCCUCCCAGUCCAGUUUAGAGCGAUUGGCUACACGGUUUGGUUACAGGACGUCUGACGUGCACUGUAAAGAUGAACAGCAUGGGAAAGUACCUGUGUCCACAGAUUGUAAGAUCUAGUCGACUUGCUGUGUAUAUGAUAAUGUUACAAAAAGAAAAAAUGGACAAGCCCUUUGUAUUAUAUUCAAGCGGUCUAAUGUAUGAUAUAAAAAAGACGUUCAUUAA